AGGCUCCAUGGACAGCACCUUCUACCGGGCGCUGCUAGAGGAGGAGGACAUGGACGACCUGGUGGACGCCGAGGAGUACCUGGUGCCUCACCACGGCUUCUUCAGCGCCGACACCUCCACCACCUACCGCAGCCGCAUCUCCUCCAUGCGGAGCACGGCGGAGUCUCCGGCCAAGGUGGAGGAAGGCGAGGGCUUGUCCUCCUUCCCCUUCCCUGCCCAGGGCCUGGUGGAGGGGCCGGAGAGCCCUGUGCCCGAGGUGCCAGAGGGGGAUGGGGGGGUCAAGGCGGCCCUGCAGAGCCCCCCGGGGCGGGAGCCCGGCCCCCUGCCCCGGUACAGCGAGGAUCCCACCGGGCUGGUGGCCGAGGACAGCGAGGACCCCGAGGGCUUCACUGCCGUGGCCCCCCACAGCACCAUGCCAGAGUACGUGAACCAGGCCGGGGAGCGUCCCCCCCGCGCGCCCCCGUCCCCACCGGACAAACCCAAGGGGCACCAGGGCAAGAACGGGCUCAUCAAGGACCCCAAGCUCCCGUUCCCGGGGCCCUUCAGCCACGCCGUGGAGAACCCCGAGUACCUGGCACCGCCCCCCGGGCCCUUCAGCCAGGCCUUCGACAACCCCUACUACUGGAACCAGGACCCCCCCAAGGGCGGGGGGCCCGAGGGCGGCCCCGGUGUGACACCCACGGCCGAGAACCCCGAGUACCUGGGCCUGGCCGGGCCCGACGCCGCCGCUGUGUGAGACCCCCCCCCAACUUCGCCGAGGCAGCUCAGGGAGGGACGAGCCACGGCCACGGGGCUGGGCACUGUCCCCUCUGCCCCCCAGGGGUGGCCGCGGCCACGCAGGGCUGGGAGAGCCCAGGACGCUGAGGGACAGCAAGGUGUGGGGACAGAGGGGUCCCCCGCGGUGACCCCCACGCCGGGGGUUGCCCGGAUGGUGCCCCAGGGAAGGACAGACUGGCACCGUCACCCCACCCACUGCAGGGCUGUCCCCGUGUCCGUGCCACCGCCGGGGACACACGGACUUGCACUGAGAGCAGCUGGACGCCGGGCGUGUCCCGGCUCCCCCGGGAUCCUUUGGAAGCCCCGGGAUGUAUAUUUGAGGAUUGUACAUUGGUUGUUUUUUUCUA
Neopelma chrysocephalum (saffron-crested tyrant-manakin) is the source of this 1124-nucleotide messenger RNA. RefSeq names its product receptor tyrosine-protein kinase erbB-2-like. The record is from RefSeq and is a predicted model, not a curated record. The transcript has 3 exons. Bases 8 to 736 code for a protein of 242 amino acids. Lineage: Eukaryota; Metazoa; Chordata; Aves; Passeriformes; Pipridae.